Messenger RNA from Chironomus riparius, 1896 nucleotides. The record is from the annotation of a GenBank genome assembly. Lineage: Eukaryota; Metazoa; Arthropoda; Insecta; Diptera; Chironomidae.
AUGGAAAAGAGAAAUCAACACGUCGAAGUGGAAGAAAAUUCACAGAACAUAUCAAUUAACGUACAAGAAGAGUGUAACAAUGUUCUCUUCGAAUCAUCAAGCGGGAACAUUUUGGAUGUAAGGAGUGAUGAAAGUAACUCAAUGAAAUGCGACCAAAAUGAUAAUAUACAGAAUAAUAUCGACAAUUAUGACAUGACAAAAUACAUAGAACAAGUUUUAUGUCAAAAUACGAUUAAGUUCAAUUUCAAAAGAACUGGAUUAACAAAUAUUUUAAAAGAUCUCAAAACAAUUUUUCCUCUCAUAAAGACUGACUAUCGAUCUAUAAUGAAAACUCCAAGAACAACUGUAUUGAAAUUCAUUGGUCCAGGAUAUUAUGUAAAUUUUAAUUGGGAAAAUCAAAUUAAAUUAAUAUUAUCCGAAUGUUCUUCACUGGAAACCGUCAAAAUUAAGCUUGACUGUUUCAUAGAUGGGGCCGCUUUUCAAACUGAUGCCAUCUGUAAAUCAUUCUGGAUCAUCCUCGGCAGAGUUUUGAAUAAAAUAUUUGUCAUUGGACUUUAUAAUGGAAGAUCUCAUCCAAAAUCGUUUAAUAUAUUUCUUUCUGAUUUCGUCAGUAAAUUCAAAAAACUAUCAUCAAGUAAAAUAAAUAUAGGCGGCAAGGAAUAUCAAAUUAAAUUGGGGAACUUUCUUUUGGAUACACCUGCAAAAGCAUCAGUAAAAUAUGUAAAAGGAGCAACAGGCUAUCAUUCCUGUAAUGAAUGUUAUGUACGUGGUUAUCGUGCAGAAAAUAGGAUGACUUUUUGCAACUUAGAUCGUGAGAAAAGAACGGAUGAAACCUUCAGAGCAAGAUUAGAUAUUGAACAUCAUAUGGGUACUUCAAUAUUGGAAUCAGAGUUUCACAAUUUAGACAUGGUUAAAAAUUUCCCGCCAGACUAUCUACACAUUGUUUUAUUAGGAGGAUUAAGGAAGAUGUUAAACUUUCUAUUUAUUCCACCUCAUUCCCAUUUGCCAUUGAGAGUAUCGCGGGAAAUGACUGAAAAACUACAAGAAAUUGAUCCAUUUAUUCCCUCGGAAUAUCAUAGACACAUGAGAUCAAUAUCGGAGUUGAAUUUGUACCACGGACACGAGCUCCGAUUUUUUCUUCUUAAAAUAGGAAUUGUGGCAUUAAAAAAUGUGAUUCCGUCGGAAUUUUAUAAGAAUUUCCUAUUUCUACAUGUGGGAAUCACAAUAUUAACUGACAAAAUUUUAUCAAAAACACAUCACGAAAUUGCAAAAGUGAUUCUCCGAAAGUUUGUUGAAACAGCAAUGGAACUAUAUGGAACCAUAAUGCAAACAUUAAUAGUCCAUACUAUAAGCCAUUUAUCGGAUGCCGUAAAAUUUCAAGGUAUGCCAUUAGACGAAUUUUCCACUUUUCCCUUCGAAUGCUUUUUAACAAAUGUAAAAAAGCUAGUGCACUCGCCAAAUAAACCUUUACAACAGAUUCAUAGACGUAUUGCUGAACUACUUAUGAGAAAUGAAUCAGAUGAAAAAAAGAAUUCCACCUUAGACAAAUUCAAAUUUGUUUCAAAUCGUGAUAAUACUGUCAUAAAUGUAAGCUGGGAUGGCAAAAAAUUAUCAACAGUGGGUGUCAGAGAUCGAUACUUAAUAUUAAAAGAUGGCAAAAUUUGUGAAGUCGUUAAAAUAUUCAAGCAAAACGAUAUCCCAGUGUUUAUUUGCAAUGCAUUCAUUAUUAAAGGUAAUCUGUAUAGCAUACCUAUUGAAUCAUCAAAAUUGCACAUUUUUGUUUGUAAAAAUGAGUUAGGUAUGUUUAACUUCAAAGUUGAAUUCGAAAAUAUAUUGUACAAAAUGAUAAGAAUUCCAUACGACGAAGAUUAUGUAUUUAUCCCCAUUAAAAGUUAA